Protopterus annectens (West African lungfish) is the source of this 4965-nucleotide messenger RNA. RefSeq names its product protein diaphanous homolog 1-like. NCBI's taxonomy places the organism in Eukaryota, Metazoa, Chordata, Ceratodontiformes, Protopteridae. The transcript is spliced from 12 exons. The record is from RefSeq and is a predicted model, not a curated record. The coding region runs from base 896 to 3679 and encodes 927 amino acids.
CAAAUGUUGCUAUAUAUGCACUGGCAGACUUUUCAGAGUAUUGAUGCAAAUGUAUUGGCCUACUUUUACUCUUUUUUGCCAGGGACAGCAGGUAUUUUUGGCCGUUCACCCCUUACAUAUAUUCUGAAGUACUGCAUGCAUUCAUUUAACAAUGUAGUUAUUAAAACCGUGUAUUAACGGUUUGUGGCCGAAAUAGGCACACACACGCAAAAAAGCAUUACAGAGGGGGUACCCCGAUGGCGACAGACUACAGACAGUUAACUGUUCUACUUCUCUUCCCCCACCACAGGAGAGAGCAGGUGGGGCUACGUGGUGCCUGCGCACUGCCUCCCGAUGAAAAGCUUUGUGAAGUUUUUAAAACGUAUACAGAAACUUUUUUCAAGUUGGAUAGUUAAGACAUGGGGAAGAAAAUGAGCACAGCGCUAAUGUAACAGGACAGAUUCGGUUUUCUAUGAAUCCACAAGUAACAAUUAACUGCGUAGCUCUACAUGCUGAGGGAAUAUAAUAUGCCAUCCUAAAUAUGGAUUAAAUUUGUGAGACAAGACUAACGGGAUAGUAUGCGGAGAAUUUGGAGUUCUGGCUAAUUAAAGCGUGAAUUAUGAGAGUCAUUUUUGUUAAAUGGAAGUGUAUCUUAAAGUAGUGGCACAAUGAAGGCAAGUUUAUUGUAUUCGGGAACCAUCGAUUUACAGCUGUAAUGCUAUUGAAGAAGACCCCCAUUAAGAGACAGGUAGACCGUGUUUUGUACAUGCUGGAAGUUCAAACAGGUUUUGACAUCUGCGAUUUAGAGGCUACAGGGGGAUACCAGGAUAUAUCAGACCAGCGUAAAGAAAUCCAAAACUUUUUUUGUUUUACUUUAGUCUGAUUCAAGUGCAAUGUUCAGUAUAGAUUUCUCACCAUGCUGAUUAACGUUUUUGUGGGGGCCAAAGAGAGCCCUAGCCCUUUCCAUGGGUUUAUGGUUUGCGAGAAGACUUCAGUUCGGAUGGAGUUUACUGAACUGCAUGAAGAAAAGUCAACUUGCAGAUUGUCAGAGCAGCUUCCUCCUGUGACCCAAUCAUCAACCCCUAUCCCUGAAAGGGCACCACCACCACCACCUCCCUUACCCAACAAUGGGUUUAAUGGAUUACUUGGGCAUCCUCCACCUCCUCCUCCUCCUCCACCACCACCACACCUUAGUGUUCCACUGGCCCCAACAGAGGUUGUCCGCAGGUCAAAGUUGAAGAAUUUUUACUGGGAUACCAUUCCAAGUGACAAAAUUACAGGGAGGAGUGUAUGGAAUCUUUCCAGUGAAGAUGGAGAGGACUUCCAGUUAGAUACCAGUAAAAUCGAGGAGCUAUUUGGACAGAGGGAGAAUGAUACCCUGAGGCGACAGAGCAGCCGAUACAGCUUGCGGGCCAGCUCUCCACUUGUUCAUGACACUGACAAGGUGCUUUUGUUGGAUGCAAAGAGAAGCAUGAAUCUGGGGAUCUUUCUCAAGCAGUUCAGAAGGUCUGUUCCUGAAAUUAUUGAGGAUCUAAAACAAGGAGCUGGUGAGCAUUACGGGGCUGAGAAGCUGAGUGAACUCCUAAAGUUGCUGCCGGAAGCUGAUGAGGUCAAACAAUUUCAUAUGUUUAAAGGAGACCCCAGGAAGCUAGAGGCAACGGACCUUUUUGUAUUUUUGCUGCUACAACUUCCAAGUUACAGACUGCGUAUUGAGAUACUAGUCUUGAAGAUGGAGUUCCAUCCAUUGGCCCUCUCUAUACUGCAGGCUGUUUGCACACUACGAUCUGCUGCUGAUGAGCUACUGGCUUGCUCGGAGCUGCAUGCAACACUAAGGCUUGUCCUCAAGACUGGCAACUACAUGAAUGCGGGCAGUUAUGCAGGAAAUGCAGCUGGGUUUCGAAUUGCUUCUUUGCUGAAACUAGCAGACACAAAAGCGAACAAACCUGGGAUGAAUCUUCUUCACUUUGUGGUGAUGGAAGUUCAGAAGAACAAUCAGAACUUGUUAUCAUUCCCUGAGAAGCUGGAGCACACUGGAGCAGCAGCCAGACUGUGUGAAGACUCUGUGCUUGAAGAUUUCUUGGCACUGCGUCGGAGGAUAGCUUCCACACAUUCCUCCCUCCAUGUUGAAGAAGAACUUCAAGAGCAAAUGGGUGAAUUUUUAAAGGAAGCUGAACAGAAGUUGAAUGAACUAUAUCAGGAGGUUGUAGCCUUUAAAACCUCACGAAAAACCCUACUGGAAUUCUUCUGUGAGGAUGAAGCCACUUUCAAGCUGGAGGAGGUCUGCAAAGUCUUCAAAACAUUCUCUGAGAAGUUCAUUGCAGCUAUUCAGGAGAACAGUGAUAGGGAAAUUGCAGAGCAGAAACGUCUGAAACAAGCAAUGGAGCAUGCUGAAAAACGGAAUUCUACCUCUAUGAGUGUAUCUGGUGAGGCAGAGUUGGAUCAUGAUGAGUUAGCACAAAUACUGGAAAGGAACUUGCGUAAUGCAGGCAGCAAACGCAGUGGGCGCAGGUCUAAGUCUCGGUCAUUUGGGAUCCCUGUCUCUUGUCCACCUGCACCAGUCACACUACCAUUAUCUGAGGUACCAGAAUCUAUAAAAGUUCAAGAGGAAGUGGCUAAUGAAUUUAAUGUUAGUGCUGUUCACCUGCGUGAGUUGUCAGAAAAAGUCCUCAGCCAGCAGAUGGGGUAUCCUGUUGUCCAUGAAGAAAGAAAUAAGACUUCUGACUCCAUAGUGCCUACGAAGCCUAGAAAGGGUACUACAGAGAACAGUUCAAAGAAACACCACCAGUCAGUAUCCCAAAAUUCUGAGUUUCCAAAAGUGGGAGAAACUGUAGAAUGUCGGACCCUAGUAAAAGGACUGAAAUCUUAUGAAAAUAUUGCGGGAAAAAGGGCAGUUAAAAAUCUUUGCUCACGGUGGAGAAGACUGCAAAUGAAAGAAAAUGAAGGUACUGAGGAAGUGAGUAGAUUGCAAAAUGUGAGAAAAUAUAGUGAUGGAGAAGGAAGUAGUUUGGUAGAGGAAAAGGGAGUUCAUUGUGCAAGUUCUAGCCCUCAGCAAAAUGAUCUUGAUAUGUCCAGACUAAUUGAUGAGAAAAGUAAUGUGGGUGAUAUAGGCGUUGCAAUGAAAAUGGCAGUCUCCGAGCACAGAAACAGUCCUACUUCUAUUCCUGUUUAUCAGAGACACAAAGGGUUAAAAUCAGGUUCUGCAGUUACAGUGGAGCCCCUUACAACCAGAAACAUUAAACCACUUUUUAGUACUGGAGGGGUUAACUCUGUGGACAGGAAGCCUAACAUAGUAGCUUCACCGGACAGCAAAAAGACUUCAAAUCUGAAGGAAAAAAAAAAGUUUUCUGCAGGUUCUGAGUUAAAACCCCAUGAGAACAUCAUAAGACAUAGACCUGUCAAAACAGAACCGGACAUAAGAAAAGAUGUGCAAUCUCCACAAAAGAAUCUCACCCCACCAAAGAAAAUUUCCAGCAGAGACACUACUGUGACUGGGUGCCCUUCCCGCAAUACCCAAACACCUGGACCUGGGCGCUUAAUACUUUCAAAGACCUCACAAAGUACUUCAAAUCCUAAGCCUCGAAGUCCCAUUUCUCCAACAGUAAAGACAGUCAAACAAAGUGAACCUGUGACACCCAGUCAGAAAAUUGCACAAAACAAACUAACCAAGGUCAAACCUGAGACUCUCCCAGUAUGGAGGUAAUUUGGCUAUCUAAUACCCCAAAUGGGGUUGGUCCUUUAGACUUGUUUAAUUUGAAUGGGAUUUUGUCAAGAGUUUUGGUGAAAUGGUUAGCAGACAAGCACUUGGGAGAGGAUGGGCUUCAGUAACUACUCACUAGUGCCUUCUGUGAGGAUAUGGGAAGCAUUGGAGAAGUGGCAGGGUAAUCAAUCCAGGUAUGGUGAGCAACAGCUGUUUCAAAUGUUUACAAAUUUCCAUUUGAAUUUCAUUUUGGUUGAAAAGACCAUCUGAGUUUUGCUUACUGAAAUGGGGCAGGAUCCCUUUUUACACACCUCAGUAGUUAAUUGACUUGUGGAUUCAUGGCUCACUAGAUUUAGCGAUGUGGUUCGUUGGACCCAUGCAUUAAUUUUCAUUCCAUAUACAGGUAGCUCCAGCUUUUAUUGUAUCAACACAGUCUACCUCCUGCAGCUGAAAUCCUCUACGUUGGAAACAGUUUUAUUGCCUUCAAGUAUUUCAAAGAGGCUGGAUACAGUGCACUUCUAUGACUGCUUUAGGAGGAGGAAAAGCACUUGUUAGAGUGCUUACAUAGCUUUUGGUAGAAGAUCCAAAUUUUGGAUUACUUGCUGUAAGGUCGCUGAUAAAAUGGUAGCAGGCUAUCAUUUGUUUGGUCUUGUGGCUGCUGCCUUUGGGCUUUGGGUUCUAAACUUUGGUGGCUGAUGCCUACAUUAAUAGUAGGCUGCCAUAACUUAAGUAAAGCCUUUUUGUAGUCUAAACUAAGCUGUGAAUAUUGUCCUGUUUCUCAGCUAUUAAGCAGUUGAGUGAAGUGUAAAGGUUAAAAAAACUGAUCUACACGUAUUUAUGUUUAAGUGGGAGGUUCUGUGUCAAAGCUACAUAUGUUGCAGUCAAGCAAAAAACCCAAAACAAAACAAAAAAAACAUGUGAUCCAUUCCUGAAUAAAACUGCAUUGAAGAAUUUCCACAUGUGGCUUUGUUAGGUGUUAACAAUGGGGAUAAGGUAUGUGGAGUUCCUCUUUUAUACAAUGUAACUGUAGUAGAACCUACUAAGUUAUGACUAAAACUGCUGCUAUUGUCUGACAAUAGAGUACAUAAAACAAAAACUACCAACCAUAACUAAGAGUAAACAGCCUUACUGCAGUUGGUGAGUAAUGGCUUUGUGGUUUUACAGAACAUUUCACUGUAAAUGAGUUUAUUGAAAACAUGACUGCUUUGACAAUCACCAUAUAGCAUCAGGCCUGUAAUAUUUAAUAUUGAACUCAGUGAAAAUAAAAGUUUACUUUUUGUAUAAAUGAA